AUGAUCGUUGGUGAUACCGUUCAUAGGAAGAUGGUCUUCCACCAAAGGGUGAAAGACUUCGCGAUACCAUUCAAGAAGAGAAUAAAAAGUUUAACAUAUACAGAUCCGGAAAAUAGGAAAAUAAAAGGAGUAGCAGUAAUAGACAAUGACUUUUCUCACGCAAGCGCAAACAUCACCGCUGGUGGUGUAGGGCAGUCUUACGUGACAGUGAGAAUGAAGAGUCAAAGGCACCACCCAUUGAACUUUGAAGUGGAGAUUUAUGUUUAA
Messenger RNA from Arctia plantaginis, 267 nucleotides. NCBI's taxonomy places the organism in Eukaryota, Metazoa, Arthropoda, Insecta, Lepidoptera, Erebidae. The record is from the annotation of a GenBank genome assembly.